Phytophthora infestans T30-4 is the source of this 501-nucleotide messenger RNA. Its product is annotated as secreted RxLR effector peptide protein, putative. Bases 1 to 501 code for a protein of 166 amino acids. Lineage: Eukaryota; Oomycota; Peronosporomycetes; Peronosporales; Peronosporaceae. The record is from RefSeq and is a predicted model, not a curated record. The transcript has a single exon.
AUGCGUCUCUUGACGGUUUUCACGCUGAUUGCGGCUUCCUUCCUGACUACCAGCGACGCGCUUUCAACGACCGUCGUCAACACUAUCAACAGGGCUUCUACCGAUGGUCCAAGCGGUCGACUGCUGAGGACCCACCACGCGGCCAUUGAAGAUGACAAUGAUCUCGAAGAAAGGCCCUUUUCUUCUGACCAAGUGAAGCAACUCAUGAAAGCAGCUAAAGACGGACGUUUUAGCUACACAAAGGCGUUAAACAUUCCAGGGUACGUAAACUCGCUGACGCCGGAGCAAUUUAGGCACUUUAAUCAUCGUCGGAACAAGUUUAUCGUUACAAAACAAAAAAGCGAAGAGAGCGUAAGUCGCCUCUGUAAACAGCAGAGAUCUCCGAACAAGACGGUGUGCGUUCUAGGCUCGUUAAGAAAUAUGGAAUGUCUUUUAGAGAAUUCUUCGUAUUUUGCUGCGUCAAAUUGGCGGGAAGAAGGGCAAACUACAUGCACUAGUUAG